Molecule: messenger RNA, 848 nt
Organism: Aedes albopictus (Asian tiger mosquito)
Lineage: Eukaryota; Metazoa; Arthropoda; Insecta; Diptera; Culicidae
Exons: 1
Coding region: 51-668 (205 amino acids)
Cellular component (GO): extracellular region
Molecular function (GO): chitin binding
Source: RefSeq, a predicted model, not a curated record
UUCAUUGAUUGUGAGUUUUUCAGUUGGAAAUUUAACUGUUGGAAGUGAAGAUGGUUCCAAGUGCUAUUAAAAUUUGCGUGUUGGUUUGCCUGGUUGGCGCUGUGGUCGGCGAGAUCACCGUUGAUUCCAGAGCAACGCUUGCGCUGAAGAAAAGAUCGGAAAUGGUGGGCUAUUCGCUACGGUGGUGUGACAUAUUCUACCAGGAAGAUUUCCCAAAGAACGUUGACUGCAGUGGGAAGAAUGAUUUGGUGUGGGACUAUUUCCCAUCGUGCUGCAACGGAGCCUACAACUGCAGAAACAAUGCCAUUUGGAAUAUCUACCUCUGUGCUCCAGGAUAUGUGUACGAUGCUGCGUCGGAAGGGUGUGUGGAGUUCUUGGAGGAUUCGUGUCCUUACGUGAAUGGGGUCCCAGGAGACGACAUGACUACCGAAGAGGAUAUUCCUACGACAACGGAGUCUCAAAUAAUCAUCAACUGUAAUACCGUGGUGAAUGGUCGUAUUCCGCAUCCAACUGAUUGUAGGAAGUUUGUCGAAUGUAUCGACAGGGUUCCCCACGUUCGUGAUUGCCUGGAUGGAUACGUGUAUUACGCACCUUUUGCUGUUUGCUUGCCCGGUAAAGAAGAAGCCUGCAAGCUUUGGACACUUGAAGAUCUGGAAGCAGAGCUGUAAUGUUCUCUCAUUUAAAACAUUUAAUUAAGAAGCAGCUUCCUGUAAUAAAAUCAUAAGUCUUAUCAAAAAUUUUCUACUGCUACUACUAAGCACAUCAUCUAAACAUUAGGAGGUCUAUAACUACAUAGCUGAUUUUAUCUGACAAACAUCAAUAAAAAUUUCCUGCAAUCAAAUAAUAAA